UAGACAAUAUAAUUGAAAUUUAUUAUUUAUAAAAUUUCUAUAUGAUCUACUUUUAAUUUGUAUUACAUUUCAUCCAUUGAAUAAUACAGUCCAAAUUUUUACCUUAUUUAAUUCUCAUCGGUAUAAGUUUACAGCCGCUUCUUAAGACGUGCAAGGCUCCACAGUAAUGUAGAGUAUAAUGCUCUCUCUCUCUAUCUAUUGCCCGUACCUGUCAGUAAGGAUUUACUUUGUAGUGAGAGCAACUGUUACUUCUUAGCUACACUCCUCUCACCACGCCACGUGCGUAUUAUUUAUGCGUAGACAUUCUGGCGCCGCUUAUGCUGUGCUGCUCCAACAGCGCAAACACAAAAAUACAGACGGAGAGAGGACACCACGCAAAAACAAACGCAAAAGCAAAGUCACAGAGAGAGCGCAGUCAGCAAGAGCGUGAGGAGCGAGAGAGAUUGUGUGUAGGAUACGCAAGGAAGCCAAACGUAAACAUUUUAUGAAAAGCGCGCUCUCAGAAAUGUGUGAAGAGUCGUGGCGAGCGGACGUGCGCUGCGCUCGUGGACGGCAUUGAGCAACUUAUUUGAUUUUGUCCACCUGCUACACACACAUAUACACACCCACACGCGCGUACACUCACUAACACAUGGAGCGGGAGCGCGCGCAAAAAUCGAAAUGAAAAGCAAUCAAAACGAAAAGAAACGAGAAACGCGCUCACAUCAAAUCCGGCGUCGAAAUUGUGCAUAGAUAUUGAAUGGGAAUUAAUGCUAUCUAAAUUAAUGUUAAGUGAAAAAUCAAUGCGCGACCAAAAGUCGACAAACGAAAACUGACGACGCACAGAUACACAAACACACUCAUACACAGACAAACAGAGAAAACUGGCUGCAGCCACGCACACGUGUGCUUACCAACACAUACACGCAGACAUACACACGAACGAACUCAACAGACUCACAUACACGCAGAGGUAAGCAGGCGAAAGCCUAACAAAGUGAAAGUAACGAAAUUAGCAACACAAUAGAAGAAAAACAAAAACAGUGAAAGGAAAAAGCGCAUAAAAAAUGCACACAAGCGUAAGCGUAAGGUGAAAGUGUAAUCAAUUUAAUGUUGCAUACUUUCGACCUGCACUGUGUGACUUGCUUUUCAUCGUUACUGCGACUUUCGCCGUGUGUGUGUGAUUUACUUAACUCGGUCAAAGCAAAAGGCAUGCGAAAAUAACACGCAAAAGAGGCUGACGUAGAAGAAGAGCAAACUAACAACAACAGGCGGCAAAAGCAGCAGCCUCAGUCGCCGUCGACGUUGACGUCGUCAUCAUUGCUGAAACGUGUGUAAGAUAAACACGCAAAACAAAGCGAACUGGGUCAGUGUGCGAGAGCAGAAGCAGCAGCAGGAGGAGGAGAAGGAGAAGCUGAAGGAGGAGCAGCUGCGAGUGGCGCCUGAUUUAAAAGCGUCGGUUGCAUGUGCAUGCAAAAAUGUGUUGCAUGCCUAAUGACCAAAGUCGCAGCAGCAACAACAACAGCGGCAGCAGCAGCAGCAAAAGGGCUGCCAUUGACACAUUGAAAAUACGGAAGUACAAACAAACAAACAACAACAUCGGGAAGCAGCAGCUGUUGGUUUUAGUGCUGCCGAUUGUGUUGGAUGCGUCAGAAUGUAACGAACACUUGGUAUAAAGCGACCUUUUUUAUGGCCCAACAAACAAAUCGAAUUACACAGCACCAGCUAAUGAUGAUGAUGAUGACUAUGAUGGCGAUGAUGAUGACGAGCUUCCUUUACAUUUUCGGUGCGGAGCGGAAAUGAUGAUUUUGCCCUUCUGCUCGAGCUGACCAAUUGAAUAUGCGAAUUGAAGUGUGGACGAGAGUUUGCCAACUUUAACUGUGUGUUUGCCUCAAAGCGUGCAAAGCGAGCGUGCCAGCAAAGUGCACUGUAACAACAACAACAACAACAACUGUAAAGUGCAGCAGCAGCAGCAGCUGCUCUGGAAUUUAAUUAAGCGCACAAAAGCGACGACUAAAGCGGCAGAUUCUCUCUCUUUCUCUGUGUGAGCAAGUUGCCAUAAAUCAGCUGCAGCGGCAGCUGCAAACUGCAGCAAGCCUUUCAUUCGAGCACGGGUUUUUAACACAAAUCGAGCAGCGAGCGACGACCCCGACAAAGACCGACAAAGGGCGGUGGGAGGAGGAGGCGGAGUCGGUGUUGGAGGCUGGGCGAGAACGUGACGGCCAGCAGUGGCCAAUUAGUUGCUGCCUCCAACUAACGUUGCCAGCGGUAAUAAUUUUUGGGCUCCAUUGAACGUCUGUUGGCUGUUAUUCUGAUGACUGCCGCCAAGAGACGUGCGGCAAGCGGCAGCAGCAGCAGCAGUAGCAGCAGCAGUGGCAGUGGCAGCAGAAGCAACGAGCAGCAACCAUUGCAACAGCAACAUCAGCAACAGCAGCAACAACAUCAGCAGCAGUUGCAGCAUCAUCAUCAUCAGGAUGGGCGACAGCAAGCACAUGAAUAUCAGCAUCUGCUGCAGCAUCAACAUCAUCCACAUACAAACUAUCAUCCACAGCAAUAUCAUCAGAGGCAACAGCAGCACACGUCGCAGCAGCAGCAGCAUCAUCAUGCGGCAUCGUCGUCAACAACGUCAGCAACAACAGCAACACUGCGCGAUUGUUCUGUCAAAUUGCCGCUGGACAUUCUAUGGCUGCCGAAAUCAGCAAUGCGACCCGUUGGCGCUGAUGCCUCGCACACCGAUUGCAUUCUAGUCGUUGGCGUUUCCCGUCCAAAGCUGGCCGUUGUCUUUCUCACGGUCAUGCUGAUCUCAUUGUUCCUCACCUUUCACGUGCUCUACGACAGCGCCGUUUACAACAUUCAGGCCGCCCAAGCGGUCCACGAACGCCAUCGUCUCUCGAUGGCUGCCUCCGCAUCGGCCGCAGUCGCUGCGGCGCCCUAUUCAUCGAAUCCGAAUCAUUUGCCAGUGUUUGUGAAACCGGUGGUUAGUUCAAAUCAGCUAAGUCAUCCCAUGGUCUUUCCCUCCAGUCGCGUGCAUUUCCCCAAGACAAGUCGACGUCUGCCCCAGGCACUGAUAAUUGGCGUACGCAAGUGCGGAACUAGGGCGUUGCUGGAGAUGCUGUAUCUGCAUCCGCGCAUCCAGAAGGCCGGCGGUGAGGUGCACUUCUUCGACCGCGACGAGAAUUACCUGAAGGGCCUCGAAUGGUAUCGCAAAAAGAUGCCGCACUCGUUUCGUGGCCAAAUUACCAUCGAGAAGAGUCCCAGCUACUUUGUCUCGCCCGAGGUGCCGGAGCGAGUGCGUGCCAUGAAUGCAAGCAUCAAGCUGCUGCUGAUUGUGCGAGAGCCGGUGACCAGAGCCAUCUCGGACUACACCCAGUUGCGUAGUCAUGCGGCGACUGCGAUAUUGCCGCUGGCCGAGAAUGCUGCAACGAGCGCGGGUGCGAGUUCAAGUUCCAAUGCAAAUGCAAAUGCGAAUGCGGGUGCCGGAUCCGGAUCCGGAUCCGGUUAUGGGGCAAGGAUGUCAACGCAAUCGACGCUGUACGCCAAGCUGCAGGCGGCACAUAGCUACGACAAUGCGCUCGGCAGUGGCGCGGGUGCCAAGGAGACCGCCUUGGGAGGCGGUGGUGGUGGCAUGGGAGCGAGACGUGCUGGAACGACAACAACCACGCCCACACCGAGUGCCGCCCAAUUGGCAGCCAAGUCCUUUGAAGAGCUGGCCAUAUUUCCCAACGGCACGGUUAAUGAAGCAUAUCGUCCACUCAGCAUAUCCAUGUACCACGUUCAUCUGCAUCGCUGGCUUGAGGUAUUUCCUCGUGAACAACUUCUAGUGGUCAAUGGGGAUCGCCUGAUCGAGGAUCCUGUUUCGCAGCUUAAACGCAUCGAAGCAUUUCUGGGCAUUGAACAUCGUGUGCGAAGCGAACACUUCUACUUCAAUGAGACAAAGGGCUUCUAUUGCCUGCGCUACGAUAAUGGCGAUCGAUGUCUGCGGGAGACCAAAGGACGCAAGCAUCCCCAUGUGGAUCCCGUUGUGGUCUCCAGACUGCGCAAGUUCUUUGCUGAAUAUAAUCAACGCUUCUACGAGCUGGUUGGCGAGGAUCUUGGCUGGCCAGAGGAAUAGUUUCGAGAAACAUGGACUGAUGAUUAAUAGUACUUCACCAUCCUAAUACUUCAAUGGCAAACUGCAUUGGCGAGGGCAACACAAUUUUCCACUUUGUUUGCUGCAGCAUUUAAUUACAGGCGAAAACAAACAUUCAAGCUGAAAACUGCGUGCAACAACGAGCCGAACCGAACGGAACAGAACAGAACAAAUAGCAAAUAGCACGCUGAAGGAUGCAGAAGGACCUAGCAGAGUUUUGCAGCGAUGGCAGAGCACCAUAUUUCUGCCUGUCUGCCAGCGGGCUGACAGUUCAAUUAUGCGAACUUUGGCGCCACCAAAACUCUUUCCAUUCUCCCUCCCCAUACAUCUCUCAUCUCUCUCCCCCACCUUACCACAAAUGCAACCAACUGCAGCGGACAAAAAUGAAACAGUGAGAAAAUAAAUACGAAUCGCAAGAGGAGGCCAUGAAAAUCUAUGGGAAAAUCGGGCAAAAAACCAACCAAAAAAACAACAGCAACAAAAAAAAAGAAGAAAAAAACUGAAAAGGAGAAAAACAACAAGCAAUAUCUACAUGAUGUACGAAGUUUGCGCAUUGUCUGACUGUGCGACUGUGUGUGUGCUUGUGAGUGUGAGUGUGUGUGUAUGUGAGUGAGGAUGUUGAGAGAGCAUAAAAAUUAAUUAAGCAACUAAAUGUGAUUUUAUAGCAUAUAAGCGAUACGAUAAAGUUGAAAAUGAAAUGAAUGCGUCUCAAGAUUAAUUAAUGAAUGAGACAAUUAAAUGUAUUUAGACAGAAUCGUCGGCUGAAUUAAAAGUGUGCAUAAAACAAACAACAACUAAACGUACUUACAGAUGAAAAUUUAAAAGCUACAAUUAAUUAGUUGAUACUAGCAUAUCGCAAACAUAUCUGAGCUACUCAACCUAUAUAAUUGAAUAUACCAGGAUAUAAUUAAAUUACAUUAAAUUUCAGAGGUUAGCCUCUGCAAAGAUCACAUAUCAAAAGAAAACAAUUUUGAACUCAAAACAUAUCAUUAAAAUGUUUAAAAAGAAAUCUAGUCUUUAAGUAACUAUAUAUACAAAAUAUUAUUAUAAAGAAAAUAUAUACAUAUACAAUUAAAAGUUAUGUUUGAUUUCUUAGCAAGAAUUGCACUUGAUUUAUCUUAGUUUGUUAUUAUCAUAAAUAUUAUCAAGUCCUUAGACAAAUUACUAGUUAAAUGCACGGCCUAAAAAUAUUGAAAAUAUACAAUUAUUAUGCACCUUCCCUAAGUAAGUUUUUUAAUGAAUUUUUUAGCAAAUUAUUUGUAAUUGCUAGCAUAAAAUAGUUAAGCUAAACCAACUAAGUAUACAUAUCAAGAUCAAGAUUAAGAUCAGACUAGCUAUAUAUACAUAUACAUAUUACUUAUACAAAGAUUUCAUGUACUUUCGAAACUACUCGUUAUUGUGAAGAAGAAUGGAAAAAAUCAAGCAUAUCAACUCAAUGUGAGCAAUUUAACUUAGACUAAAAAGAGAAAAGAAAACCCGAAAGAAUAACUACUUAUCCUUAAAUGUGUGUUAUACUUAAGAUGAUUAUUAUGAUGAUGAUGAUAAUGAUGUUGACCCAACGUAUCUUAACUUUGUUAAUUCUAUGGCCUUGGUUCCCAUCAUAGUUCUAGUUCUUAGGGAUCUUCAGCACACAUACACAUACAUAAAUCAAGAAGCGCUUAAUUACGAACUCUACGAGUAAAUAGGCCUAGCAAAUGUUACAACAAUCCAUGUGAUUUUAUCACAUUCUCAACUAAUGCAAUUCAAUUUCCAGUUGCAACUCAAUGCAAAAUAACAAUUAAAAUAGGGACGAACAACGAUGACAAAUGAACCACAAGUAAUGGAAACUAAUCAAGCAAUAUCAAGAACAAACAAAACAAAAAACCAAAAACAAAAAGAAAAGGAAAAACAAAGACUGAAGGUCCUCCGCAGAAUGUUUUCUCAAUAAUUUACGUUUCGAAAAUACCAAAAAAUAAAGGCAAACUAACAAAAAAAAAACAAAACAAAACCAAUCAACCAAAUACACGUAUAAGUAGCAUGAGACAACGAACG
Messenger RNA from Drosophila albomicans, 6139 nucleotides. RefSeq lists its product as uncharacterized. The record is from RefSeq and is a predicted model, not a curated record. Gene Ontology annotation, molecular function: [heparan sulfate]-glucosamine 3-sulfotransferase activity. The transcript has 7 exons. The coding region runs from base 2294 to 4090 and encodes 598 amino acids. Lineage: Eukaryota; Metazoa; Arthropoda; Insecta; Diptera; Drosophilidae.